AUGGUUUUCCUUCUCGGUGUCAGCAUUACCGAAUCCACGAUGGUCACGAAAGCGCUGACCUCGUUCUACGGAAUCGGCCCCAACGUCUGCGCCCGUCUCUGCGCAAAGCACUCAAUCCACCCCAUGGCCAAGCUCGCAUCUCUGCAGACACCGAAGCUGAACGAGCUCCAGGCAGACAUGGCAAAGAUGACGCUGGAGAACGAUCUAAGGAAGGAGCUGAGAGACAACAUCGGCAGGUUGAGGGAGCUAGGGACAUACAGGGGGAGGCGACAUGCUCAGGGUCUGCCGGUGAGAGGACAGAAGACCAAGAAGCAAGUUGCAACUGCAAGGCGCUUCAAUACGCUGGAGAGGAGAGGUUGA
Molecule: messenger RNA, 360 nt
Organism: Morchella importuna
Lineage: Eukaryota; Fungi; Ascomycota; Pezizomycetes; Pezizales; Morchellaceae
Exons: 3
Coding region: 1-360 (119 amino acids)
Biological process (GO): translation
Cellular component (GO): ribosome; mitochondrion; small ribosomal subunit
Molecular function (GO): RNA binding; structural constituent of ribosome
Source: RefSeq, a predicted model, not a curated record